Jaminaea rosea is the source of this 1337-nucleotide messenger RNA. RefSeq names its product CRAL/TRIO domain-containing protein. The record is from RefSeq and is a predicted model, not a curated record. Lineage: Eukaryota; Fungi; Basidiomycota; Exobasidiomycetes; Microstromatales. The transcript has 2 exons. Bases 27 to 1337 code for a protein of 436 amino acids. Gene Ontology annotation, molecular function: phosphatidylinositol transfer activity.
CCUUUUCGCUCCAUCUCACCGCAGCAAUGUCACGCUUCUUCAGGCGAGGCGAAGGAGGCAGUGGCGCAUCGACGCCAGGCGCAUCAGCCGCCUCGUCAGUCCGCAACUAUGCCUCGCCUUCGUCGUCUUCGCUCGCAUCGACGCCCGCUACGACGACCGACUCCCCCUCUUCCCUCCUCGGCUCUCCUACCUCACAUCUCAUCACCCGCCCUCACCCCUCCGUCACCAUCUCGCCCCUUCCAGCCCCAACAGAGGAAGAGAAGCCCGUCCUAGCCCGUCUUCGCGAGCAUGCUGGAUCCAUGGACGAAGAGGGCAAGCCAGUCGAGCCCUAUUACGAGAAAUGGGAGAGACGCUGGCUCGACUACGAGCCAGAAGACUGGACUGUCCGUCGCUACUACAAGGCUUCCGCCAACAAGGAACCAGAAGCAAAGCGACGCCUAGCCCACAGCCUUGCCUGGCGCCGCAAGAUGAAACCGGACCUGAUCCUCCCUUCGUACGUCAAGAUUGAGGGUGAGACGGGCAAACAUCUUCUCUCCGGCUUUGAUGAUGAAGGCAGGCCUCUAUUGCACUUGAUGCCGGGCAAGGAGAAUACCAAGCCGUCACCUCGUCAGAUCGCCUAUCUCAUUUGGGGUUUGGAGAGAGCGUGCGACUUCCUUCCGCCAGGCCAGACCAAGAUCGCCCUCGUCAUCGACUUCCAUCAAGCCUCAGCGGGCGAAUCUCCCGGUCUGGCCACGCAGAAAGAGGUUCUAGCAAUCGUGCAAGACCAUUAUCCCGAACGACUCGGCCGAGCAUUCGUCAUGCGGCCCCCACUGUGGAUGGGCGCCCUCUACAAGGCCCUCGGACCCUUCAUCGACUCGGCCACGAGGGCCAAGAUCAAGUGGAACCUGCCUGCCAAGGAGUUGCAAGGAUUUAUACCGGGUGAACAGUUGCUGAGGGACUAUGGCGGGCGCUACAACUUUACCUUUGAAAAGGAGGCAUUCUGGGACGAAGUGCUCGAUUUCACCGGGGUUGAUGCAGAGGGAGGAAGAAAGUGGGCAAGUCUGGCAAAGUGUGAGAGCGGGAAUGAGGAGCAGUGGAAGAAAGAAGGCAGAGGGAGUCUGGCUGGCAAGCCAGCAGAGGAGAGCGAGGGGAGCGAGGGGAAUGAGGGGCACGACGGCCUCAUGAGCGGAAAGGGCCCAGCGAAUGGCACCGAGCAUGACGAUGUUACCGACGACGACGACGACGACGACGACGACGACGACGACGACUUUACCGAUGCACAAGACGACCUUGCAACGAUCGCAACGACUGCGACCAGCACCACCACGACGACUGCGACCGCACAGCCGCAAGCAUAG